AUGGCUGCCGCAGUCUCGUCCUCCCCCAGAGAGCGCAGGCCUUCUGUUGGGGUACCCAUCUCGACUCUGCAAGGCCCUGUUGGUCCUGGCUUCUCCCGACCAAAGCACAAGCGCACAGCCACCGGUUUUGCGGCCGGAGACAUCAAGGCUGUGGAGUCCAGCAUUCCCGAGCAUAUGCGAGAGGCAUGGAGGAAAUUCUCACCUAGCGGCUUUAAGACAAAGGAUGAGUUUGAGGCAUGUAUCACCGACGUUGGGAAUUCGGGACUGCGGGCUGAAGAUUUGAUCACAGGCAGAAUGCGUCCGGCAUGUCGAGACCACAUUGGCAAGAUCCCUAUACAACUUGCCGCAUAUUCCGGAACAGCGUUGGCGUUCCGAGAUCGUCUCAUUAUCGACUGGAACAAGACUCAACAAAGGCAAACAUUCGAUGACCAAAAGAGAAUCUACUACUUGUCACUCGAGUUCUUGAUGGGUCGAACCUUGGACAAUGCAAUGCUCAACGUCGGUCUCAAGAAGGUCGCCAAAGAGGGCCUCGACGAUCUAGGUUUCCGCAUCGAAGAUGUCAUAAACCAAGAACACGAUGCGGCUUUAGGAAACGGUGGUCUUGGUCGAUUGGCAGCUUGCUUCCUCGACAGUCUCGCUUCAUUGAACUACCCCGCAUGGGGCUACGGCCUUCGAUACAGAUACGGUAUUUUUAAGCAAGAUAUCGAGAACGGAUAUCAGGUCGAGAUUCCAGAUUACUGGCUGGACUUCAACCCGUGGGAAUUUGCCCGACACGAUGUGACAGUAGACGUGCAGUUCUAUGGCUGGGUCAACAAACACACCGAUGACGACGGUAAACAGGUGGUGUCCUGGCAAGACGGCGAACUUGUCACUGCGGUGGCUUAUGAUGUUCCUAUUCCAGGGUAUGGAACUUCGACCGUGAACAACCUGCGUCUCUGGUCCAGCAAGGCCUCGAGUGGCGAGUUUGACUUCUCCAAGUUCAACUCGGGUGACUACGAAAGCGCGGUGGCCGACCAGCAACGUGCCGAAACCAUCUCAGCGGUGUUGUACCCAAAUGACAACCUCGAGAGGGGAAAAGAAUUGCGUCUGAAGCAGCAAUAUUUCUGGUGCGCCGCAUCUCUCCAUGAUAUCGUGCGCCGAUUCAAGAAGACUCAGCGGAAAUGGUCCGAGUUUCCCGACCAAGUUGCAAUCCAACUGAAUGACACUCACCCAACCCUUGCGAUCGUGGAGCUGCAACGCAUCUUGAUUGACAAGGAGGGACUGGAAUGGGAUGUGGCCUGGGGUAUUGUCACCAAGACCUUUGGGUACACUAACCACACGGUUUUGCCUGAAGCAUUAGAAAAGUGGUCGGUCCCAUUGUUCCAAAACCUUCUCCCUCGUCACUUGCAAAUCAUAUACGACAUCAAUUUGUUCUUCCUGCAAGGAGUUGAGCGUCGCUUCCCCAAGGAUCGCGAGAUGUUGGGCAGAGUUUCAAUCAUCGAGGAGUCGCAGCCCAAGAUGGUUCGCAUGGCAUAUCUCGCGAUCGUCGGGUCUCACAAGGUCAAUGGUGUCGCCGAAUUGCAUUCGGAUCUGAUCAAGACUACCAUCUUCAAGGACUUUGUCAAAAUCUAUGGCCCGGACAAAUUUACCAAUGUAACCAACGGUAUCACGCCUCGGAGAUGGCUGCACCAGGCCAAUCCCCGCCUCUCUGAGUUGAUUGCCUCGAAACUGGGAGGCUAUGAUUUCUUGAAGGACCUGACCCUCCUGAACAAGCUUGAGCCCUUCGUUGACGACAAGGACUUCAAGAAGGAAUGGGCAGAGAUCAAGUAUGCCAACAAGGUCCGACUUGCACAACACAUUCUCAAGACCACCGGGGUCAGCGUUAACCCCAAGGCUCUCUUCGACGUCCAGGUGAAGCGGAUUCACGAAUACAAGCGACAGCAGCUCAACAUAUUUGGGGUGAUCCGCCGCUAUCUCACCAUCAAGGCCCUGAAACCAGAAGAGCGCAAGAAAGUCUUGCCUCGGGUGUCCAUCUUCGGUGGCAAGGCUGCUCCCGGAUACUGGAUGGCCAAGACCAUCAUCCAUCUCAUCAACAAAGUUGGAGAGGUUGUCAACAAUGAUCCCGACGUUGGAGACCUGCUCAAGGUCAUUUUCAUUGAAGACUACAAUGUCAGCAAGGCCGAGAUCAUUACGCCAGCCUCGGACAUCAGCGAGCAUAUCUCCACUGCAGGCACCGAAGCCUCAGGAACGAGCAACAUGAAGUUUGUACUGAAUGGAGGCCUGAUCAUCGGCACACUGGAUGGAGCAAACAUUGAAAUCACUCGGGAGAUUGGAGAGCAGAACGUCUUCUUGUUCGGCAAUCUUUCAGAGGAUGUUGAGGAUCUCAGACAUAAUCACUUUUAUGGUGAAUCUCAUGUCGACCCUGAACUCGCCAAGGUGUUUGAUACCAUCAAAGCUGGGACCUUUGGCGAUGAAGGUGCUUUCAGCGCCCUCAUCGCCGCCAUUGCGGAACACGGCGACUAUUACCUUGUUAGCGACGAUUUCCACAGCUACUGCAGUACGCAGGAUCUCAUCGACGAGUCAUACAAAAACCAAGACGAAUGGUUGAGCAAGUCGAUCUUGAGCGUGGCCAGAAUGGGCUUUUUCACGUCGGACCGAUGCAUCAACGAGUAUGCCGAUAGCAUCUGGAACAUCGAGCCUCUCCAGGUCAAGGACGAGGAUGAGGUCAGGGCACGAACUGGACUUGCCAACUAG
This is a messenger RNA of Capronia epimyces CBS 606.96, 2733 nucleotides long. RefSeq names its product starch phosphorylase. The transcript has 11 exons. Gene Ontology annotation, cellular component: cytoplasm. The record is from RefSeq and is a predicted model, not a curated record. Gene Ontology annotation, molecular function: pyridoxal phosphate binding; glycogen phosphorylase activity. The coding region runs from base 1 to 2733 and encodes 910 amino acids. Gene Ontology annotation, biological process: glycogen catabolic process. Lineage: Eukaryota; Fungi; Ascomycota; Eurotiomycetes; Chaetothyriales; Herpotrichiellaceae.